AUGGACUCCGAUUCAUGGGCUCGUAUUGCUACUUACUCGAGGCGUCGAUUAACCCGAUCAGAUGUAUAUAAUGGAGAAGGAUACGAAGUGGAAGAGGAGCCGAAUCCUGAGUAUCUUUGCCCAUUUUGCGCUGAGGAUUUUGACAUGGUGGGCCUUUGCUGUCAUAUAGAUGAAAUGCAUCCUGUAUCGGCCAAGAAUGGGGUGUGCCCUGUUUGUGCGAGAAACGUGGGGUCGGAUCUUGUCCGCCAUUUGACCGGGCAGCAUGCAAGUUACGUAUCCCGGAGGAGGAGGUUCCUGCGAAGAGGGACUAAUUCGCCGUUUUCAAUUCUUAGAAGAGAGUUGAGAGAUGGGAGUCUGCAAUCCCUUUUUGGUGGGUCCUCACAUUUGGGCUCCUCGGCCCACACAGAGCCCGAUCCAGUGUUGACCUCGUUCAUACUCAGCUCACCCGUGGUUGACAAAUCUUCUAGUGUUCAAUCUCUUCCUCUGGUUGAGGCUGGCUUACCUGCCGAGCACUCUGUUCAGAAACUUGAGGAUAGAAUUGUUGGACUCUCGGAAGAAGACCUGAAAGAGAAGGCCCGAAGGUGUGAUUUCGUGCAAGGGCUUUUGCUGUCUACUUUUCCUGAUGAUAAGUUAUAA
This is a messenger RNA of Striga hermonthica, 636 nucleotides long. The record is from the annotation of a GenBank genome assembly. Lineage: Eukaryota; Viridiplantae; Streptophyta; Magnoliopsida; Lamiales; Orobanchaceae.